Messenger RNA from Microthlaspi erraticum, 945 nucleotides. The record is from the annotation of a GenBank genome assembly. Lineage: Eukaryota; Viridiplantae; Streptophyta; Magnoliopsida; Brassicales; Brassicaceae.
AUGUCAUCAAAGUUCGAGAUGAACGAUCUCGGAAAGCUAACCUACUAUCUUGGAAUAGAGGUACAACAAGAUAAAGAAUGCAUAACAUUGAGUCAAAAGCGUUAUGCCUUGAAGAUAUUAGAGGAAGCAGGAAUGGAGGACUGUAACCCAGUUCAUACGCCAAUGGAGGCUGGCUUGAAGCUCUCUAAGGCAACAGAGGAAAAAGACAUUGAUGCUACAACAUACAGAAAGCUCGUCGGGUGCUUACGUUACUUGUUACACACAAGACCAGAUCUGUCUUAUUGUGUAGGUGUGCUCAGCCGCUACAUGCAGAAUCCAAAGGAGUCCCAUGGAGCAGCAAUGAAACAGUGCUUAAGAUACCUACGUGGAACAACCACACUUGGACUUGUGUUCAAGAAAUCUUCGUCGGCUGCAAUGAAGUUAGUUGGCUACAGCGAUAGUAGCCAUAACGUGGAUCCAGAUGAUGGCAAGAGUACAACCGAUCAUGUGUUUUAUCUUGGAGAGAGUAUGAUCUCGUGGUGUUCACAGAAGCAAGACACGGUGGCCCUGUCUUCUUGUGAGGCUGAAUUCAUGGCAGGAACAGAGGCAGCAAGACAGGCAAUAUGGCUUCAGGACUUACUUGGUGAGAUCACUGAGACAGUUUGCGAGAAGGUUGUUAUCAAAAUAGACAACCAGUCGGCCAUUGCUCUCACCAAGAACCCGGUGUUUCACGGACGAAGCAAACACAUUCACACGAGGUAUCACUUCAUAAGGGAAUGCGUUGAGAACAGACAAGUAGAAGUGGAGCAUGUUCCCGGGACAGAACAAAAGGCGGACAUAUUAACGAAGGCACUUGGAAAGCUCAAGUUCAAGGAAAUGAGGGAGCUCACUGGCAUGAAGGUUGUAGCUGAAGAUGACUUCAAGCUUAGGAGGGAGAAUGUUGGCUUAAGCUUGAAGAUAGCUUGA